Messenger RNA from Anopheles funestus (African malaria mosquito), 2681 nucleotides. RefSeq names its product protein O-mannosyltransferase 1 (gene rt). Gene Ontology annotation, cellular component: endoplasmic reticulum; membrane. Bases 188 to 2578 code for a protein of 796 amino acids. NCBI's taxonomy places the organism in Eukaryota, Metazoa, Arthropoda, Insecta, Diptera, Culicidae. The record is from RefSeq and is a predicted model, not a curated record. The transcript is spliced from 4 exons. Gene Ontology annotation, biological process: protein O-linked glycosylation via mannose. Gene Ontology annotation, molecular function: dolichyl-phosphate-mannose-protein mannosyltransferase activity.
ACUGCAGGCAGUAGAUUAAAGCAGCAAACGAAAACCCUCAUCUUCAGUUGCCCAAAACCACACGCACGAACAACACUGGUUGCGUAAACGCAUCUUCACGAUCACACUACACGAUCGGUGGCUCGGUGUUUAAAUGUCGUGGCAUUUGCUUUUGUGUACAGGGUAAUACACUUAACACGCAACACGGAUGGAGCCAGUGAGUGAAGCCACCGAAACGGCCACAGUGCGCAGUCGUAAGGCCCAGAAGAAGCAGCAGAAAAUUAGUGAAGAUUUCAGUAGCAAACAACGAUCGACAUCCAUGGAGACGGGCGUAAACGAAAGACAUCAGCAAACAAGUGACGAACCCGAGAAGUCUUCAAAUGCGAAAGAAAUCAAACCCAAAGACAGCAGCGAUCGGAAUGUGACUUUUGAGGAAGUGAAUGAUCGGUUCAGUUUUUCCAUUCGUCUGGAGUUUAACGCAGCUACGGUGGGAUUGUUUUUGCUCUCGUUUCUGACACGGUUCUAUCGUAUCGCACACCCUCGGGGUGUUGUAUUCGACGAAAUACAUUUCGGGAAGUUCGUUUCGCUGUACCUAAAAAAUACCUUCUACUUUGAUCAGCAUCCUCCGCUGGGCAAGCUGCUGAUUGCAGGCGCUGCAGGUGCGGUCGGGUAUAGUGGAAGCUUUGAGUUUCCAAAAAUCGGCAGCGAAUAUGAUGCGUCAGUGCCCAUACUCGCGUUGCGCUUCGUUCCGGCUCUAUGUGGCAGUUUGCUGGCCCCUGUCGUCUAUGCAAUACUGCGACAGGUUAAGCUCGGACAAGGAGUUAGCAUUCUAGGUGGACUUCUCAUCAUUCUGGAUAACGCUCUGCUAACACAUUCGCGCUUUAUCCUGAUGGAAUCGAUGCUGUUGUUCUUCGCAGCACUUGGAAUUCUGACCGUGCUCAGGUUCCUUCAGGCUGAACCAUUCACCGUACGCUGGUGGACGCUGGGAACGAUCGCAUCCGCCUCGCUAACAGCAGCGGUGUGCGUUAAGUUUGUUGGAUUCUACAGCUAUCUGCUGGCAAUGUACAUCAUGGGACGACACAUCUGGAUGGAGUUGCCCGAUCGUCGCAAAUCGAACGCUUACCUCUUUCUCAAAGUGAUCGCUAAAGCCGUACUGAUCUUGAGCGUCUCGUUUGCUGUUUAUGUCGGUUGUUUCUAUGUACACUUUGCGACGCUCUACAAGGCGGGACCACAUGAUAAUGUGAUGACUAGCGCCUUUCAGGCAUCGCUUGAGGGUGGCUUAGCAUCGAUCACGAAGGGUCAACCAUUGCGCGUUCAGCAUGGUUCGCAGAUUACACUCAAACAUACCCACGGACGUGUUUGUUGGUUGCAUUCGCACACACACGUGUACCCAAUCAAGUAUAAGGAUGGACGCGGAUCUAGCCACCAGCAGCAGGUAACUUGCUACGGAUUUAAGGAUGUCAACAACUGGUGGAUUGUGAAGCGUCCCAACAAAGACACCUUGAUGGUAGACGACGAACCGGACUAUAUUGAGCACGGUGACGUUAUCCAACUGGUGCAUGGUGUGACAAGUCGUGCACUAAACUCACACGAUGUCGCCUCCCCGAUGUCUCCCCUCUGUCAGGAAGUGUCCUGCUACAUCGACUACAACAUUUCGAUGCCGGCCAAUUUGCUUUGGCGCGUCGAGCUACUGAACGGCAAGGAAUCCAAGAACAAGUGGCAUGCAAUCACGUCCCAGAUACGACUGGUGCACGUUAACACUACGGCAGCUCUGAAGUACACCGGCGAACAGCUGCCGGACUGGGGAUUCAAUCAGUUCGAGGUGGCAGCGGACCGUCGUCAGCAGACGAUCGAUACGAUUUGGAACGUGGAGGAGCAUCGGUACACGCAGCACAAAGAUAAGAAGGAUGUACUCAGCAAUCUGCUCACAACCGAGAUGAUACCGACCGAACCAACGAAGGUGUCCUUCUGGGAUAAGUUCUCCGAGCUGCAGCUGAAGAUGCUGCUGCACGCGGAUAAGCUUGAAAGCCACAUGUACUCCUCAGAACCGCAUGAGUGGCCGUUGAUGGAUAAAGGCAUUGCUUACUGGAUUGCUGGCGAAUCGAAUGCUCAGGUCCAUCUGCUAGGGAACCUUGUCAUCUGGUACUCGGCUACAAUGGCCAUCCUGAUGUACGUGGGUUUCUUGGUGUUCUACCUCAUCCGCCGGCGUCGUGAGGUGUACGAUCUGGAUCCCAUCGAAUGGGACCGAUUCCGGCUGGGCGGUGAGAUAUUCCUGGCCGGGUAUCUUAUCCACUAUCUACCGUACUACUUCGUCGAGAGAACACUAUUCCUGUACAACUAUCUGCCGGCGCUUCUCUUCAAGGUAAUGCUGCUGUGUUUUGUGAUUGACCACUGUCAGCUAGCUCUCAGGAAGUUCGUCAAACAGCCCAUGUUGGUGGUUGGUAUCUUUCGCGCAAUAGUGAUUGCAUGGUUUGCCGGUGUGCUGUACUUCUUCCAGCGCUAUAGCGUUCUUAGCUACGGAACUACAGCUCUCUCCGCAGAUGAUGUACUCGAGCUGCGCCUAAAGGAUACCUGGGAUCUGAUUGUACACAAACCUUAGACGUAUGCUCAAUAGCUAAGCUAAAACAAGAUGCGUUUAGUUGGUAGAUUGCUUAAAAUACUCCAUUUUCUUUGUGAAAAUACACUGUUACCUUCAUCUUUUA